Molecule: messenger RNA, 1294 nt
Organism: Eleginops maclovinus (Patagonian blennie)
Lineage: Eukaryota; Metazoa; Chordata; Actinopteri; Perciformes; Eleginopidae
Gene: fis1
Product: fission, mitochondrial 1
Exons: 5
Coding region: 184-645 (153 amino acids)
Biological process (GO): mitochondrial fragmentation involved in apoptotic process; peroxisome fission; mitochondrial fission
Cellular component (GO): mitochondrial outer membrane; peroxisomal membrane
Molecular function (GO): protein binding
Source: RefSeq, a predicted model, not a curated record
UAAUAUAUAUUAUUCUGAAAUGGGCCGAUUUGUUUAAUGAGUACUUUUACUUUUGGUACUGAUCUGGGUAAUUCUCCCUCCUCUGGAUUCGUUAUUAUAGCUUGAAGACGUUUCUAGAAAGAGAGCUCAAUCAGCUGUGUGACGUAGUAAAGUAGGCGGGACCUGAAAUCUGUUUCCGGAAACAUGGAGGCCGUUGUGAGCGAUGUUGUGGCUCCCGAAGAUCUUUUAAAAUUCGAGAAGAAGUAUAACAAUGAGCUGCUAAAGGGAGCCGUCUCCAGAGAAACUAAGUUUGAGUAUGCGUGGUGUCUGAUCAGGAGUAAAUACUCCGACGACAUCAAGAAGGGAAUUGUGCUCUUGGAAGAACUUGUUCAGAAAGCAUCAAAGGACGAUUCGAGGGACUUCCUGUUCUACCUUGCAGUGGCCAAAUACAGACUCAAAGAGUAUGAGAAAGCUCUGAAGUACAUCCGAACUCUCCUCAAGAACGAACCGGGGAACAAGCAGGCUCAGGAUCUGGAGAAACUCAUCGACAAAGCUUUAAAGAAAGACGGCUUGGUCGGCAUGGCCAUCGUCGGGGGGAUCGGUCUUGGUGUGGCCGGUCUGGCGGGCCUCAUCGGUUUGGCCGUGUCCAAGGGAGCUAAAUCCUAACAUGGAAAAUGGGACGACGUUUCUUCAUUUUGCUGGACUGACAAACUGACCAUUUACCUGCAUUAAAAACAGAAGUUUAUUAAGGGGGCUUGACGGAUGUAUCAUAUUGUAACAGGGUUGAGAUUCACCAUACAUACGUCUUUACUUAUCUGUCUAUUCACAGCAUAGCAUGGCACUUUCUUAUUCUUUGUGUAAAUAUAUUAAUGAAUUAGACAAGGUGCAGCUCCAUUUCCUGUAAAUUCUUAUUUAGUUUGCACCUACGUUUCCUAAGUUCACAUUAACAUAAAUUCAAUAAUAUCUUCCUAAAAGUGCAGUUGUGGUUCUGUGCCUGUCUGUAUUUGACUCCAGGAAUUGUAAAGGAAAGUGUUAUUGGUGAGGUAGGAAGUGUAGCUUGUUUUAAGAAAAGCAACAGUGUGAUGUGUUUGCUGGUGGCAGCAGGGACCGUGCCAUAAUGCUGGUAGAAGAGUCAGCCCAGCUGCUGCUGAGGAGGCGAUGAGAGAGAGAGGUUUCUUUACAUUUGUUGUGAAUACUACUUUAAAUUAAGGGAUCCAACAUACUGAUGGAAAAUGGAUACCCUUUGCCAUUUAAAAUGCAUUUACCUGGUCUGCAUUUAAAGAGUUGAUUGUUUAAUAAAAUGCUUUUGAACUGA